AUGGCCCAGCGAAGCCCAAUCUUCCCAACUCUUGCCCAUUCUGAAAGACGGGUUCGAAACCUACCGCUGCACAGCCAGGCGUUGACAGCGGUCCCACUGGCAUCUGCAAGCCUGGUGGAUCAGCUGGAAGACAGAAUCCUAAGCCAUGAGAAAACAACGGCGGCUCUUGUGGAACACGCUUUUCGCAUUAAGGAGGACAUUGUUUCCACCCUGCACAGAAUGCAGAACAAAGGGGGGGGCGACCGGUUGGCUAGGCAACUCUUGGAAGAACAUAUCCGAAACAUAACGGCAAUAGUGAGGCAGCUUAAUCGGGACAUUGAGAUGCUGCAGGAACAGAUACGUGUCAGAGACAAUCUCAGCUAUGGAACAAACUCUACCCUCAAGAGUCUGGAAAUGCGGCAGCUUUCUGGAUUAGGAGAUCUUCGGGGAAGAGUUGCAAGGUGUGAUGCUGGGUUAGCCAGACUGUCUGCAGAGCAUAAAAUUACAUAUGAAAGACUUCAGAGCCUAAGUAAAGACCAACACACCUCCAAGCUGAUCCUAGAAUCUAAAAUCAAAGAGGCAGAAAUACAGAUUUCUCAUCUCCUGAGCAGAGUAGAGCAAUCAAUAAUGCAACAGGAGGCGAAGCUGAAGAUGGCCUACAAGGAGAGCAACCAGCAGCUCCACCUCCUGGACAUGAAAUUAAAAAAUGCUAUCGAGGAACUCAGCAGCCAGAUUUUGUCUGCACGUAGCUGGUUGGAACAGGAACAUGAAAGGAUUGAAAAAGAGCUUGCGCAAAAAAUUGACCAACUCUCAUUGACUUUUAAGGAAAACACUGAAACGAGUGAAAGAGCUAUAGAGAUGAAAUUCAACCAAAUGGCAGAGAAAAUUGACAAAAUAGAAGAAAUACAGAAGAUAAGCAUUGAAGCACAGGAAGCAAAACAGACUGAAGAAAAGAUAAAUAUUCGCAUUGGCAAACUUCAAAAUGAGAUAAAUGAAGAUAUAAAAGAAAUGAAAGCUGAAGUUAAUGCCGGAUUUGCAGCUAUCUAUGAAAGCAUUGGGUCUCUACGGCAAGUUCUAGAAGCAAAAAUGAAGCUGGACAGAGAUGAACUACAGAAGCAGAUCCACCAAAUGAAGCAGGAGGUUCCAGCGUGGGGAGAGGCUGGACCAUGACUGCAAGAUUUUGUCCAAGAGAUGACAGUUUACCUGGCUAAAUAGGCAGACGAUAAUCUUGUUCCAGCCUGUAAUCCAAAUUAAAUGCAUGUACCAAACGACAUGCUGCUGUUGCACAGGUCCGUAUGUUCACGCAAAGCAGCAAAUGCAAGCUCUUCACAGAUAACUGACGACAAGCUGUCACAGGCUGAGGUGCUGACUGGCCACUGCACUACUCUAGUUGCUCUCAGGAGAUUAAGCACCGUGUAAAACUGGAGUAAUAUAUUG
This is a messenger RNA of Tauraco erythrolophus (red-crested turaco), 1416 nucleotides long. It is a transcript of the gene FAM81A, whose product is annotated as family with sequence similarity 81 member A. The record is from RefSeq and is a predicted model, not a curated record. Lineage: Eukaryota; Metazoa; Chordata; Aves; Musophagiformes; Musophagidae.